GCAUUGUGAUGGCGUUUACGUUGUUCAUCUAAGGAUUUUGCAGAGAAAAGAAACCCUAGAAAAGCUUCUAUGAAUAUGAAAAGAGUCAAGGUUUUGGAAUUUUCAUAGCGAUGUUGAAGAUUUCCAUGGCAACAAGCUCACCAUCCUUCAGUGAUCCUAUCGGAAAGGAAAGACUGAUGGAGCUUUGACUUUGUGUUGAUCGAAAGCUAAGGAUUGGUGACUGGUUCAAUGUCCGAUAAGCUAAAACUUCAUUGAAGAAGCAAAAUAGCAAUCCCCAAAAGCUUCUUAGAAGAAGAAAAAUUACAGUGAAUAAGCGCUCAAAGCUUCUUUUUCAGAAAACAAAAAGACUUUGAGAAAAGAUGGUUCAAAAAAGCCAAGCAAAAGAUUUGCAAAGGCUGAUUUAGAAGCUUAUUCACACUAUUAUCAUCCCAAUUAGAUACCUAUAAAGUUCAGAUAAAGAGAAAAAAGUAAGACUAAAAGUAAAUAUUCAAAUGGGUGAAGAUACGGAGACUACAACAAGUCCUGAGCCUCAUAAACGGAUCAAUUGGGCAUCGGAUCUUCUGGAAAUUAAACGAAAUUCCGGCGAUGGGUUACUAAUUUCCGGCAAUUUUUCGUUGUUUGAAGAGAUAGAAAACAGACAAAAGGGUUUCAUUAAUUCUCAUUUUCUGGCAAAUUCCUCAGAUUCGAUGCUAGAAUUUUCAGGACACCAACUUUUGGAUAGCAGUUCAAGAAGCAUAGCAAGAGAAGAAGGUUUAAGCUUGAGACCAUAUUUACAAUUUUUUCCAGCCAGUGUCAAUCAAAAUGGGUCAUUUUCAAGUGAAAUUCCGGUUUUAUUUCCAGUCAUAAAAGAAGAAGGGCAUGUUCCAUCAAUGUCUCAAGACCAAAAUGGUGACCAAUUAGUUCUCUUUAAUCACACUCCAUUAUGGUGUGAACGGCAGGAAAAUGAAUUUUUCCGGCAAAUUUCUGGUGACCAAGUUGCCGGAAAAUUGAUGGAAGAAGCGGCUGACUCUGACAAGAACCAGAAAUGUAUCAUGGAGGCAGCUACCAAGCGACCUCGAAUGGAUGCCCCAUCGUCUCAGUUCUCGACCUUCAAGGUCCGAAAGGAGAAACUUGGAGACAGAAUCACUGCUCUGCAACAAUUGGUUUCACCAUUCGGUAAGACUGACACAGCUUCUGUUUUACUCGACACAAUUAAGUACAUCAAAUUUCUCCACGAUCAAAUUGCCGUAUUGAGCCAUCCAUACAUGAGGCUGAACCAUGGCAGAACACCUGAAAGAGCUAGGGAUUUGGAGGAGAAAGGGCAAGAUCUAAGGAGUAGAGGCAUGUGUUUGGUUCCUGUUUCUACCACCUUGAGUGUAGCGAAGGAGAUCAGACCAGAUUUUUAGGUAAAGAGAGAGAGAACCUUCCUGUAGCAUUGGUUCAAAUCAAUCUCUCAUGUUUGCUCUAUCAGUGGCAGCAAAAUAUCGCCCACUUGUUCCAUCCAUGAUGUACAUUAGUUUGUUCAUAUUUGUUGUAGUUGUAUUUGAUGUGCCUGUGUAUAUUCGUUUAGUUUCUUGGGCUGGUUCUUUUAUUGAAUCCUGUUAAAAGAAGAAUACAUACUGGGUGUGGUUUGUAUAAGACUGAGGCCUUAAACAAUCAAAGUAAUACGUACU
Messenger RNA from Amborella trichopoda, 1652 nucleotides. RefSeq names its product transcription factor bHLH153. The record is from RefSeq and is a predicted model, not a curated record. Gene Ontology annotation, biological process: regulation of transcription by RNA polymerase II. Gene Ontology annotation, molecular function: RNA polymerase II cis-regulatory region sequence-specific DNA binding; protein dimerization activity; DNA-binding transcription factor activity, RNA polymerase II-specific. Lineage: Eukaryota; Viridiplantae; Streptophyta; Magnoliopsida; Amborellales; Amborellaceae. Gene Ontology annotation, cellular component: nucleus.